Molecule: messenger RNA, 1170 nt
Organism: Alternaria novae-zelandiae
Lineage: Eukaryota; Fungi; Ascomycota; Dothideomycetes; Pleosporales; Pleosporaceae
Exons: 2
Coding region: 1-1170 (389 amino acids)
Molecular function (GO): endonuclease activity
Source: RefSeq, a predicted model, not a curated record
AUGCCCUCUACCCAGACUUCGCGAAAGCCCUCUCGCCGGCGUUCUGGCUCCGGAUCGACCGUCCGAGCACCUCAUCUUUCCGUCGGCGAUCCCGUUGACCCGAACUUGGGAACAUACACACUCGACAACCUGCCCUUACUUCGCUGUGGGAAGUUGCCAUCCGAGGUGAUUAAGCAAAUCGAGAAGUUGGUGAAGUAUAUAGGAUCAAAGGUCCCGAUCGGCCAGAGAUCCUCUUGGCUGAAGGGACACCUGGAGGACGCUCAUCUCAACCACAUCGGCUUUGGAGAUGUGUUCGAGAGGCCUGAUCGGGCCAAGGAGAUGGAAGUGCUGAAGGAAAUGGAACUGCAGCAUCCAUCACCGAGCGACUUUGAGAAGACGUAUAAGGGUCUCCUCCCAAAGCUGCCAAAGUGUGAGACGCCGCAGAUCCGGGCGUUGAAGAUGCUCGAUAUGUACAGCAGGGCUGGCUGGAUGAUGGACAAGGCGUGGGCCUAUCUCGAGGACAACUUUAACGUUGUAAAUGGCGGGUGCUGGAUUGCAAAAAAGACGGCUUGCGAGGACUACCCGUACGGAUUUCGCUCGAAGGAUCGCCCUAGGCUUCAUGUCACGGGUCUGAGAUGGGAUGUAUCCCAUCUGUGCGGCCACAGCCACUGCGUGCGUCCCUCGCACAUCAUCAUCGAGCUUCAUCUCGAGAACCUGGCUAGACAGCAGUGUGAGGGUGGCGAGCGAUGUCGUUGCGGCGACAUCCCAGACGCACCUGGCUUUGGGCAUCGUUGCCUGGGCCACCGGAGCUGUUCGAACACUUGCCCAGAGAAUCUGCGGCGUUUGAUCCGAGUAACCCCGAAGUUGAUUAAGUGUAAGGCGUGGAUCGACGGCAAAAAUAACGAUCCUAGGGAUCGCCGCAUGCGCCACCGGGUGAAAAAGACGAAGUCUUACAAAGAGCGACUGCAAGAUGCGCUUGAAGCUAUCAACGCCACGAAGGACAAGGAAGCUACCCAGACAGCGCCCAAGAGGAAGGCGGACGAGGAACCUGUGGAGAGGAUCCAGAAGAAGGCUAAAGCUGUGACGGAACGUCGGGUGUCACCUCGGAGCAAGGCCGCUAAGGAACCCGCGUUGAAGGCUAAUACAGCCACAACUAGGGCGCAACGUCGGGUUUCUAGCAGGAAAAAGUAA